AUGGGCUUGCCCCACGUAUUGCAUGUUAUCAUCACCGCAAAGUUUGGAGAAUAUUUGGUUCUGAAAUAUAUUCUAAUAAAAGAAAAGGGUUCAGAAUUCCUGUGA
Molecule: messenger RNA, 105 nt
Organism: Spirodela intermedia
Lineage: Eukaryota; Viridiplantae; Streptophyta; Magnoliopsida; Alismatales; Araceae
Source: the annotation of a GenBank genome assembly